CUCUCUCACACUUCUCAUAGGGUUUCCUCAAUGUUAAGAUAAUGGGGUUUCUCAUUUUAUUAUGAAUUUUAUUUCCUCUAAGUAAUUCUGGGGCUUUUCGUUUGGAUCAUAAUUUUAGGUAUCAGAGAUAACUAAGGGAGAUUAAGAUCCUUGAGCAGUAGCAAUGGCAGGAAACAAAGCAUCUCUCUGCCUUUUGGGGUUGUUUUUCUCACUCUUUCAUUCUGGAUUUGCCCAUAAAAAGCCUUUUGUGGUGUACAUGGGGCAGCAUUCACACGCUCCUUUGGAUCAGAUUGAUCAUGCACGUGUGACUGAAUCUCAUCAUGAAUUAUUGGGGACGUUUAUUGGAAGUAAGGAGAAGGCAAAGGAUGCCAUCUUCUAUUCCUAUACUCUUAAUGUGAAUGGUUUUGCUGCUAAUCUUGAAGAGGAAGAAGCUUUGGAAAUAUCAAAACAUCCUGGUGUCGUAUCGGUGUUUCCGGAUAAACUCCGGGAGUUACAUACGACUCGAUCUUGGCACUUUAUGGGAUUGGAACGCGAUGGUCGUGUUCCCAAGAAAUCGUUAUGGCACCAAACGAACUUUGGCAGAGAUGUCAUAGUUGCAAACUUAGACACAGGUGUGUGGCCUGAGUCUGAGAGUUUCAGGGAUGAAGGGAUAGGACCAGUACCCUCAAAGUGGAAGGGAAUCUGCCAAAACGAUGACCCCGAAAUGCGCCCAGUGAAAUGUAACAGGAAGUUGAUUGGGGUCCGCUACUUCAACAAAGGGUACAAUGCAUAUGCUGCUACACUGAAUAUCACUCCCCCUGCUCUGAACUCCCCUCGCGAUAUCGAAGGCCACGGGACACACACCCUCUCAACUGUCGCUGGGUCCUUCGUCCCCAAUGCCAGCAUUUUUGGUUUUGCCUCCGGCACCGCUAAGGGCGGUGCUCCCGGUGCUCGCGUUGCAGCUUAUAAGGUCUGUUGGCCCGCAACCAAACAGAUCCAGGGUGGGUGCUUCGACUCAGACAUCCUUGCCAGCUUUGACGCUGCCAUCCAUGAUGGCGUCGACGUGGUCUCUGUCUCUCUCGGGGGCGACCCCUAUCCAUUUUUUGAGGAUGCUACUGCCAUCGGGGCCUUCCAUGCUGCUCGGAAAGGUAUUUCUGUCAUUUGCUCGGCCGGGAACUCAGGUCCCACACCUGGCUCUGUGACCAACCUAGCACCUUGGAUUCUCACUGUUGGUGCGAGCACUCUCGAUCGCGAUUUCCCGACUUAUGUUUCCAUUGGUGGCAAGCAUUUAAAGGGCCAAAGCCUUUCAAUUGAUACAUUGCCACAUGAGAAGUUUUAUCCUCUGAUUUCCGCUGCUGAUAUCUUAAAUCCCCAAUCAAAUUUUAGCCUUCUAAAUGUGACGAACUGCUUAUUGGGUUCGCUUGAUCCAACAAAGGCAAAGGGCAAAAUUGUUGCUUGCCUUCGGGGUGAUAAUGCCAGGGUAGAGAAAGGGGAGGCAGUGAAGCUAGCUGGAGGAGUCGGGAUGAUCUUAUGCAACGAUCCGAAUUCUGGAAACGAAGUUAUAGCCGACGCACAUGUGCUCCCUGCAGCCCACCUCACUCUAUCUGAUGGCGCACAAGUUUUCAGCUACAUAAAAUCCACCAAGAAUCCUAUGGCAUAUAUCACACGUCCAAACACGAACCUGGGUUCUACCCCGGCUCCUGUAAUGGCAGCCUUCUCCUCGCAGGGUCCAAACACUAUCACUCCCCAAAUACUCAAGCCCGAUAUAACGGGACCAGGCGUUAGCAUAUUGGCAGCGUACACUGAGGCAACGUCGCCGACUGAUAUGGAAUAUGACAAGCGGAGGGUGUCAUUCAACGUUGUCUCAGGGACCUCCAUGUCCUGCCCUCACCUCUCUGGUGUCGUUGCUCUCAUCAAGGCCCGUCACCCCAAUUGGUCCGAGGCCGCCAUCAAGUCUGCUAUCAUGACCACAGCUCACCGCCGCGACAAUGUGGAAUCGGCGGUCAAGGAUGCGUCUUUGGAGAAGGCCACCCCAUUCAACUAUGGCGCGGGCCAUGUCCGACCCAAUGCUGCAGCCGACCCCGGCCUUGUCUAUGACCUUACCCCAACAGACUACCUCAAUUUUCUCUGUUCCCUUGACUACAACCAGAGCUCAAUCUCAGCCAUUACUGACCAAAACUACACCUGUCCAACCCCUAAACCCAAAUUACUAGACUUUAAUUACCCCUCUUUCUCCAUCACUAAUCUCACAAGUACGGUCACCGUCACACGUGUGGUGAAGCUCGUCGGUCCACCAGCAACUUACACUGUGCGAGUGCAGUCGCCUACCGGUGUUUCGAUCGAAGUUUCGACGAAAAGCUUGAGCUUUGAGAAGGAGGGAGAGGAGAAGAGCUACACUGUGAAGUUUACAUUGAAAAGCAAAAAUUUCGGCAAUUAUUCAUUUGGAAGGUUGAUUUGGUCCGAUGGUACCCACUAUGUCAGGAGCGCAAUUGUGAUCAAUGGGGUUUAGUACUUUUUUUUUUUUUCCUUGGUUUUAGUUUAGUUUCAGGGUUUUCUUGAAUGAAUACUUACAAUGGGGAAUAAAUCACUGAAAGAAAUGUUAAAUGGGGUAAUGAUUUUGUGGACUUUGGUUCUAGAUACUCUUUAUAUUUAUAUGGCUUUUGUCCAAAAAAACAAAUAAUGGUCGCCAUUAGAUUCUUGAUGGUGCAUAUGUGUAUAUUUGCGCAAGUUUGAGAGGGUGAGAUGCUGUUUGUAAAUG
Messenger RNA from Amborella trichopoda, 2737 nucleotides. RefSeq names its product subtilisin-like protease SBT5.3. Gene Ontology annotation, molecular function: serine-type endopeptidase activity. Lineage: Eukaryota; Viridiplantae; Streptophyta; Magnoliopsida; Amborellales; Amborellaceae. Gene Ontology annotation, biological process: proteolysis. The record is from RefSeq and is a predicted model, not a curated record.